AUGAGCAUUUAAGAACCACCUAGAAAAACAAAUAAUGAAAAUGAAAUCGCAUAAGAUUCAAAACAAGCUACAAGCAAGAAGGGUCUCAAGCAAAUGAAACUCGACUAUAAGUAAGAACUCAAAAAGCCUAUCGAUGGAAAACUGUUGUUUGGUGAUAAGUCAAUAUGUCGACUAUGUAAAGCAUCGACAAUGACUGAACCUACUAUUAUUUGCAUUCGUUGUCAUUUCAAGUACCAUUAGGAAUGUAUACGCACAUAAAGCAAAGAACCUCAAAUUAAGGAUGGAAAUAAAUGGCACUGCUUUUCUUGCCUAGAUAGAAUAGAGUAGAGAAAAAUAAAGGAUUCAUAACCUUAAAAAAAGAAACAGUACAAUUAAAUACAAGAUUUCUUUUAAAAAACAGUUCAACCAUAAGGAGACAAAAUCAAAAAGCUUACUGAAUUUUAGUAGCUUUAUCCUACUUAUGUAUAAUAAGGUAGAGUAUCCUUCCCUAUUUUGGAUGAAUAUCUAACAGCUUACCAAGGAUUAUUCAACAUAGAGCCCAAGAAGAAGCCCGCCCUUCGUGCAGACCCAGGAAUUCCUUAAGAAAUAUUUGAAGAUGUCCUCAAAAUUUGGGAUGCUUACAAUAAUAUGAACAAAAUUAUCAGUGAUAUUCUUCAAGAACAUUAAAUUGAAGGUAUAGAUAUUAGAUAGUAUGUAUUUUAGGGUAAACACAAUCGAAUAAUAUUGGAACUUUGAUUCAUUUUAAAGAUAAUCUAAUAUUAUAUAGUCAUAAGACAAGAUCGGAAAUCUAUUUUACUUUAUAGCAUAAUCCUCAGGAGUUAAUUUUAUUUUUUUGUUAUUUCUAUUUAAAGUAAAUUAUUGAGGAUUUGGAUAUGGAACAAAUGCAAAAAUAAUAAUAUGUAUGAUAUUUAUCUAAUUAAGAAAAUACCUUAUUGGCAACUAAUGGGAUACAUGUGGCACACAAAUAGAUAGAGGUACUAUCAAUUGCUUAGAGAUGAUAUAAAAUCAUUACCAUCAAAUAUUUCUAAAUAAGGUAUCUUAAAUCUCCCAGAUGAUUUGAUUGAUUAUGUUGAUUAUUCAAAUGUUACCAAAUUGGCCAAACUUGUAAUCGCGUUGGCUGAUGGAUUAGAAUCUUUAAAGAAAACUUAAUUUCUCUAUCAAUAAAGAAUUGAAUAUAUACUAUCAAAUAACAAAAUCAAAACUUAGUUGGGAAUGCAAAUCAAAGAGUGGAGAAGCAAAUAAAUAGAAAUAAAUACUGAAGUUACUGAAUCAGAUGGUAAGUUUUAGGUUGCGAAAGUAAAAUUUUUUUAAUUUCAUUUUAGUCGAGAUUAUAAUAGGAUGGAUUAAGUCGUGCAGAAACUUAGCAGUUAACUAAAGAAAUGGAAAAUGCUAAAAAUUAAUCUCAAAAUUUAAAAUAAUAAUUUUCAAAGAUAGAAAAAGAAAUUAAAAUUUUGACUUAAAGAUUCAAAUAAUAAGAAAAGGUAUCAAUAAUAUAAUAAUAAAAGGAAUUGGCCAUCAUAUCGAUUUCAUCUUUGGUCUUAAAUCCAUCAGUCUUCUUGGGAUAUGACAAUAAAAAUAGCUAAUAUUAUUUCUUCCUUUGGGAAUCAGACAAAAUCUUUGUCUGUAUGAGGCAUUCAAUAAUAGAUGAUGAAAUAUCUUAAUGGGGUUACUAUGAUCUUACUGAUAUCAAUGUAUUAAUGGAAAUACUGUGUCAAAAGGGAGUCAGAGAAAAUUCAUUAAGAAAUAAUAUAUUAGAAUUAUAGAGAGCUAAAUUAUUGUAAGGGCAUUAAGAAGAGGAAUAGAAAGAAAGUACCUCAGAUAAGAAUAAUGAUGUAGAUAUUGAAUAAAAUCAAAGCAGUAGUACAAAAGAGUAGAAAAUCAAUAGUUUAGAGAAUUUAGACAUUGAUUUGUUGUAAUAGGAAUUUUUAAAUAUUGAAAAUAUGUUGACAGAAUAUCUAAAUCAAAGAAGCUCAAGGUGGUGUAGUGGUGAGAUUAGAAACUCCUUUUUAAAUAGUUUCUAGAAUUUAAUUUAAAAAAAAUUAGACAAGAAUUAUGAUGAAUAGAAUCUUGCUCCUUUUUGCAAAGCAAUCGAAUUCUUUGUUAAUAGUACUACGACUCAGGAAAAACUAGAAAUAAGACCUGAAGAGGAUAUUAAUGGAGAUGAGAAAAUAUCAUAAUUCAAUAAGGAUGAUGAAUCACAUUAGUAAUUGAAUAGAAAAAGGAAAGUUAUUGAAGACGAUUCAUCUGCUGAAUAACCUAUUUAAACUGCAAUUUAAUACUUAGAAUAAUUAGAAAUGGGAAAGGUGAAAGUUCGAAGAUUGCCAAUGAAAUUAUUUGGCACAUAUUAUGAAACAUUGAGAUUGAAUUUAAUAGAAUAAUUAAAAUAAGAUUAUAAUCUGGUCAAAUUGAAGAUAUGUUUAGAAGUCCUUGGCUAGAUAGUUUAAGAUUACAUAAAUAGAAAGAAUACAUAACAAGUAGUAACUCAAAUACCAGAAAAAACCAAAGGUGAGGAAGUGCAUAACAAUAAACAAACCCAGAUAGCACCUGUUAAAGAACCAGAAAUUAAAGUUUAAAGCUUGAGAUAGAGAAUAAAGUCUAAAUCAUAGUCAAGGAAUGUCUAGAAUUAGUGGGAAGAUUAAUGCAAGGAAUGUGGACAAGGAGGGAAGGUUAUUUGCUGUGAUACUUGUCCCAAAGUAUUUCAUGCCAAAUGUUUAGGACUUAAAGAGAUACCAAAGGGAAAGUGGAAUUGUUUAGUUUGUUUAAGCAAUUUCGAGAGAUAAGUCAAAACCAGAGCAACUAUAAAGAAAUUAGAAAAUUAAUGA
Paramecium octaurelia is the source of this 2822-nucleotide messenger RNA. Lineage: Eukaryota; Ciliophora; Oligohymenophorea; Peniculida; Parameciidae. The record is from the annotation of a GenBank genome assembly.